This is a messenger RNA of Phoenix dactylifera (date palm), 1325 nucleotides long. The record is from RefSeq and is a predicted model, not a curated record. Lineage: Eukaryota; Viridiplantae; Streptophyta; Magnoliopsida; Arecales; Arecaceae.
AUGUAUCACCUAUAGUUUAUUCAAGUGUCCAUAGACUGCUCAGCAUGAUAGUGUGAAGUGUGGGCAUUCAUGGUCUCUCCAAGCAAUAGAAUACAUAAAGUAGGGGAAAAUUGUGGGGAGGGCCAAUGGGCCAACCAACCAACCAAAAGCCUAACAAGCUGUCACCCCAACACCCCAUUGGCCAAGCUUGUUCCAGGCCUAUCCCUUCCAUUCUGCCACGUGUGCAAAGUGCAGCCUAUUCGAUGGACAGCCAGAACUCAUAUACCUCCUAGUAGUCUGUUGCAAGGAAGCCCUUAUUCCACAUUCUUCUGCUGUCUAUCUCCAUCCAUCUAAGUUGUUCUCCUAUCUUUCUCGCUCCUAUCUUCUACAACAGACAAAAGAGGGUGGCAUCAUUCUCUCUCUCUUUCUGUGUGGGUGUGUGGUUACAAUGGGACGAGGAAAGGAGAGUUCGCCUUCUUCAUCCAUUGACAGCAGCAGCCACCCUGCUCUCUCCACUGCAUCUUCUCUCUCUCAGCCAAGGAGAGACUUGAGCACAGAUCUAAGGCUGGGACUUAGCCUGUCAACCUCCUCUCCGCAGGAUAGUUCAUCCAGUGCAAGGGGCCAACUAUCUGAUUGGCCACCGAUCAAACCGCUUCUUAGGAGCACACUGACAGAAAAAGGACGUCAGAUUCAGAGGCAAUCAGCGACAUUCUUCGUCAAGGUUUACAUGGAGGGGAUUCCAAUUGGCAGGAAAUUGGAUCUAUUAGCACUUGAUGGCUAUGAUGGCCUAAUAACGACACUUCGUCGCAUGUUUAGGACCUCCAUUAUGUGCCCUGAUAUUGCCCGAGUGCCUACCAAUAACAAGGAUCAUGUGCUGACCUAUGAAGACAAGGAAGGAGACUGGAUGAUGGUGGGGGAUGUCCCAUGGGAGUAUGAUUCCUGCCAACUUUAUUCUUCCCUCCAUCCUUCUAUUUGCCAUUGCUUGCUUUUCUUCCUCCUCUCUCCUAAGUCCCUUACAUUUGGUUUGAGCAGGAUGUUCUUGACCACUGUCAAGAGAAUGAAAAUCGCCAGAGCUGAUAAAUGCUAGCGUCGCGCCCACCGACUCCAUUUUUGUCUUGGAGGAACACAGGAGGGAAUAGUAGGUUGGUUUAAGAUGAUGUACAGCCAUAUAGAAAUGAGAUAUCUUUCUUGAGCUUUUCUUUUCUGGUUGUUUCGUUUGCCAUAAUACGUGUGAGCCAUGGUCGAAAACUUCGUCGCAGAGAGACCCAUCAAACUCGAUGGGGGCUACAGAGACGUGUAAAGCUACAAAAUGUUUUUAAGGUGGAAGCCUGCUUAAUUUCUUCCUU